ACAGACACCAUCAAAAGAACAACAAGUUCUUCAUCUCUUCCACACCUUCAACACCACCGUUACUCCGGUCUCCGGCGGCCGGAAACCAACCUAUAAGUCAUGACAAAGGUGCACCCUAAUGUCGGAGCACAAGAAUUGUCCGGAGAAUUCAACCGCCAGCCAGCUACUGCAGAAACUUCCCUGACAGUGUGGCGCAAGUCACUUCUCUUCAACUGCAACGGCUUCACAGUCUUUGACUGUAAAGGAAACCUUGUCUUCCGAGUUGAUAACUAUUCAUCAACAUGCGCACGUGAGGUUGUGCUCAUGGACGCCGCCGGCAAACCACUUCUCACCAUCCGGCGAAAGAGAUUAAGUAUGAGUGAUGAAUGGUUGGUGUACAAUGGGGAGGAGACUUGUAAGCCAUGGCUGUCAAUGAAGAAACAAAUGAACAUACUGCAGUCAAAGUCUGUGUUAGUUUAUGCCACACGUGUGGGGGGAGUUGGAGGAUACAGUGUGGAAGGGUCGUAUUCACAGCGGAGUUGUAUGGUUUAUGAUGAAAGGCGGCAGUUGGUGGCGGAGAUCCGGCGGAAAGAGGCUGUUGGAGGGGUUGGAUUUGGUGGUGAUGUGUUUCGGCUUGUUGUUCAGCCUGGGCUUGAGUCUGCUGUAGCUAUGGCCGUUGUGGUACUUCUUGAACAAAUGUUUGGAUCUAAAGGAUCCUUUUCAUUGAUCAGAUGAUGAUGAUGAUGAUGAUGAUGAUGAGAACGUUGAGAAGAGAAAGGAUUGACUCUUCUUGUGCUCAUGUACGUGGCUGGAGUUUUAGAAAAUUAAAAAUUUAUAUCAUGAAUUAAUAUUGGUGCCUUUUAUGUAUUGUGACAAGGUUUUCUUUUUAUAUAAACCGUGCACUGAUAAAAGGUCAAUCAAGUAUUUGUAAGCAUAUAUUGCUCUUAUAAAAAACUUUCCCAAAAUAUAUAUAUAUAUAUUUUUUAGAACA
Dioscorea cayenensis subsp. rotundata (Guinea yam) is the source of this 970-nucleotide messenger RNA. Its product is annotated as protein LURP-one-related 8-like. Bases 100 to 714 code for a protein of 204 amino acids. NCBI's taxonomy places the organism in Eukaryota, Viridiplantae, Streptophyta, Magnoliopsida, Dioscoreales, Dioscoreaceae. The transcript has 2 exons. The record is from RefSeq and is a predicted model, not a curated record.